Molecule: messenger RNA, 1086 nt
Organism: Equus caballus (horse)
Lineage: Eukaryota; Metazoa; Chordata; Mammalia; Perissodactyla; Equidae
Gene: C5H1orf146
Product: chromosome 5 C1orf146 homolog
Biological process (GO): synaptonemal complex assembly; reciprocal meiotic recombination
Cellular component (GO): chromosome
Source: RefSeq, a predicted model, not a curated record
UUGGGACGAGGCUGCCCAGGACCUGGCUCUUCGCGUUUUUCUCUAUUCGUUCUUCUGCGAAGGUGUUUUUCCUCAGACUUGCCAAGCUCAGAUCUUUCCUCGGGGCCUUGGCCUGCGGGUGAGGACUCCCCACCCUCUUCGUCCUUUGAGAGCCAUUGUGGCACCAUUAGAAGCUGGGUUGAUCCAAAGACAGACAGAUGGCUGAAAGUGGUGAAAAAGAAAAAAUAAAAUGGACAACCACCGUUAUUAUUAGCUCAUCUCUUAAGAGUUACGAAGUUGCAACUGCCCUAGAAAAUCGAAGCCACAAGAUUCGGUAUUCAGAUUCAGUGGAAAAUGGAUCAAUUAUAUUUUCUCUUUCUGGUGUUGCAUUUUUAUUGAUGGAUGCUAAAGAAUGCUUUACGUCAGCUGAAGAAAUACUUCUAGCCAAAAUUGAGAAGUUUAUUAACAUUCACCGAAACAGUUUUUUGGUUCUUUCUGCUGCCCUUCAUGGGCUUGAGGAAUGGAAACUGAUGUUCAGGAUUCAGCAGAGAUUCCUGGGUAGUAACUUACGGAUACUUCCAGUACACAACGCAGUAAAUGCUGUUAAUCUUAUGUGCACUAUAGCUAAGAUUGCCUCCAAACCAUAUAUAGGUAGCAUCUGUUAUAGAAUGAUAACAACCAAAGCUUACAUCGUUGAGCAAAGUCCUGUUUGGAAAACACUUCAAAAGAUAAAACUUAGUAGUGAUUCAUUUAACCCAAAUUAGAGUGUAAAUUAUAAAUGUUCUUUUGGAAGAAUACUGAAAUAAUUAGACUGGUUAAGUUAUAAUGUUCAAAUAUAUAUAUUUACUUCAAAGAUUUUUAAAUUAACAUAAUAAAAUGUAUACAAUUAAAAGUGAUUUUAUUGUGUUUUGUUGAAUAGUUCCUUUACUAACAUUUAGAAAAAAUUGGUACAUACAUAUAAAACUCAGAUUUAGUUUCUUAAUGAUACAAAUUAAGUUGGAUGGACAAAUAUUUACUAGAAAAUAAAAAUAUGGCAUUUUCUAAUUAGCCCCUUAGACUAACGGAAAAGUCAUGCAUACUUUUUAGCUUUUCCACAGGGGCAAUCAG